AUGUCCAACAACGCAGGCAGCAACGUUCCCACAAACUCCAACACCCAGGUAGACACUACCAAGUACAGCAGCUACAAGACUGCCGACCCUGAGACCGCCUCCAUUACCACUGUUUCAUCCUCUGUACCCUUAGUCAAGAAGGACGGGGAGAAGAAGAAUGGAACAGAUUUCGAUGCCAAGAAGAUGCAGGAACAGGCCCUCAAAGCACAGAUUCGAUUCAGUAUGUAG
Molecule: messenger RNA, 228 nt
Organism: Fusarium sp. VM40
Lineage: Eukaryota; Fungi; Ascomycota; Sordariomycetes; Hypocreales; Nectriaceae
Source: the annotation of a GenBank genome assembly